CUCGUUGUUGCUUUGAUUGGUUUAGUGUUCAUGUGGAAUUGUAUGAUUGCAUGGAUGGGUUAUCAGUCCCAAUCCGUUGUGUGUUGCAUGAAUGUAUACAUUCGUUUGUACACGUUAAGAGUCGUGUACCCGAGAGGAUAAAACAAAGACAAUGGCUGUGGCUACGAGGUUAUGAGCAAGUUGGGCUAUGGAAGCUGGCGAUGAGAUGAUUUGAGGAUACCAUGGCGUCUUCUUAUUUGCUUAAACUCAACAGUAACAACGUCAACUUGACAUCCUUGCACACCUCAUUCAUUAUAUCAUUGAUACCCUUCCCUCCUUCCUUUGUUUCGAAAGACUGAUCAGUGAAUGCUGAACUAGACGCGCGGAUCGAGUAUGGUCUUUGCUUAUUCUCGUCGUCCUUCUCCGUGACUACGCUUCUUUCACUCCAUGUAAUAUCACAAUGACUACUUGGUCUUCAGUCUUCAGCCAGCUUAAUAUUCAAACAAUCAACAGCAAUACUCCUUCCUUUAUGCCCUACAGUUCCCAGCUCAAAGAGGUAGCAAGUAAAUACUCAUUCAUCCUCUCCUUAAUCUGUUCGCUGGCUUUGGACACUUUCCGUGCAUUUCUAGGAAUAAAAAGAAGGAAAAAAAAGUGCAGGUCGCUUUGCAUCAUGACAGCCUCGUCAGUCUUUGGCUAUUAUCAGCAUGGUCAUAACAAUCAUCAGCUCCUACCCAUGGAUAUGAUGAUCCAGAUCUUUAUGCACCUCAGCCAACAGCCACAGGACCUGCUAAAUUGUGCUCUCACCACGCGUCAAUGGUCACGACCUGCUCUUCAAGAGCUCUAUCGCCACCCAUGGUCCUAUCUCUUUAGCUAUCAAUUUGAUACUGAAGGUCGUGUCAUGGAUAAGCUUGGCUCUAUACUCUUGCUCAGAACACUCUUCCAUGCAUGUUUGGACCCUUCAAGGACGACUUUUCCCUACCCUAGUUUCGCAAGGAGCGUCAAUCUCAAGUGGGUUCAUGAUACGUUUGACCUGCGUGAGGUGGAUAUCCAGGCUUUGACGGGCUUUCGAUGGACCAGGAAUGAAGCACCAAAAGACUUUUUGAUCCGCUGUUUGCUUGCCAAUCGGCCUUAUCUGAGUGACUUUGUCCAUUGCCAUGCACCUGGAUUGCCCCGUUGCCUAUUCGCACAUAUGACCACCGUUAUAAACAACUUUGUUGAAGAGGACACGGGCGAUGGUGCUAACGCGACCACUGUGCUGACAGCAGAUAACACAGCUGUGGAAGGAUCUAUUACAGAUACAGAGCCAGCCAAUACAAUUAAUACCGCCAACACAGCUAGUACAGACAGUGAUGAUUGGGCUAACAUGAUGCAACAAGCUACAGAUGAUGAGUAUAUGGUUGGGUUGAACGUGAGCUUGUUAGCCACACCACCACUUCUUCCAGUCCAGCCAAUCGCCACAGCUAUGCCUCUCGUCCACUCUGUAACGGACAGCAUAUCCACUACAGAGUCCUCACCCUUAUCAUUGGAUGGUAAUGACCAUACGGUACAGAGUACUGUAAUACAUUCAAACAAUCCUAUGCAGAUGAGCGAACUCGCUCCAUCAUAUACACCUCCAUCGCCUAUCACUCUUGUUUCUACUGUUAGCUUGUCCACAUCAAGCUCCUCAAGUGCACAAGCGGCCGUUAUUGACGAGGUUAAUGAAGCCACAGCAUCGGCAGUUGGUGAGAACACUCAAAUGACAGCGGCUGUUGAGCAUGUUGAUGAGACAAUAGGAGUUCUUGAUGUUGCUACGUCACAUUUAUUUCAGACUAUCCCAAUAGUAACAUCGCCCUCAUUGUCAGCAUUCACAACCACAACCGUGGCACAGCCAAUGUACAAUUUCCAGCAACCGUACAUGUCGGAAUUUACUCAUCUACAUCCUCGAGCCACAUCCGCCUCAUCUUCAGCACUCUCUUCCUCGCGGCCUAUCCUUGCUGCCUGGCCGCUGACUAUGGAACAAACACAUAGUCUAGUAUAUCUGGAUCUGCGUUAUGCAAUUGUCUCAGACUCUUUGAUUAUCUCCUUAUCUAUGAACUGCCGCAAGAUCGAGUUCCUAAAAGUCGCAACACAUUGGCAGCACUAUCCCCACUCCUACUCAGUAACAGAUCAAGCACUGGCCUUACUUGUAGCUGCUCAACAGGAGCUGAGGUUGGUGCAUGUGGAGAACCAUCGGGAGAUUAGUCAAGGACAUGAACUGGUCAGGACCAUCAAUGUGUUAGCAUCCACUCAUGGACCAACUUUAGAAACACUGGUCCUCAAGUCGCAUGAUUUCCAAAACUGCGACCUAGCCUCUCUGGGCAAGGCUUGUACAAAGCUCAAAAAGUUUUCAGCCCCAGGAGGCAUACACCUCUUCCGUGAGGAGGUGAUCAAGCUGAUAGAAGGUUGCAAAUUGACAUUGGAGCACUUGGACUUUUCCAAUUCGGAUAUCGAAACAGACUCUUUAAUGAGCAUCAUGAAGGGCAUGUCCACGCCUGCAGCAGCCAAGGGCGUCCUUAAAGCUUUGAUCUUGUUAGGAAUGGAGGAUACUCUAAACCAGGAGACAUGCCUGGCCAUUGGAGAGCAUGGCUCGGGCCUCAAUUGCUUCCGCCUAGACAUUCUAGAAUCAGAGGCCAAGGAUGUGAGUAUGAUGUUGAGUCGUCCUUGCGCUUCAAAUUUGCGUGUGCUCACCCUUGGCUGUCAUGAUGUGCAUGGCGAUCUAGCCAACGAUAUUCUCGAGCAGAUUGCUCUCAACUGUCAGAACGUCGAGCUCUUGGACAUCAAUCAUUGGCAGUUUUCAGAAAAAGCAUUGGAAAAUGUCUUGCGUGAGUGCGGCAUGUUGCGGUACCUUAAUGUUAGUUACACAGACAUUGGAGAAAGUACAGCGGAUAUCAUUUGCAAAUGCUUGGGCGAAGUCAAGAGAGAGUCUAUCGUUUCCACGGCCCCACUUCCAGAGGACACACUUUCAGCUCAAGUGCCCUCAAAUAUGCUUUCUCCAACCCAACUACAGACCCCGGCUGCGACCUAUUCAAGUACUGCAUCGAUCACGGAAUUGACACCUGAGCAAGUUGGAGAUUUGGCUGAGAGUAAAGAUGAACUAACCUCAAUUGAGCAGGAAAUGAUGGAAAGUACAGCCGAUAGCCCAGAUGAGGAAAGGCCCGAUUUAUCCAGAAAACGUGGCAUGGAAAUGCGGCUGAAGGAUGAAAGUGAAGAAGAUGAUGGUGAAUAUAUGGACACCAAUAUGGAUAGUGAUCAACAAGAUGUUAUGCCCGCUUAUUCUACAAAUGGUGGAUACACGAAGAAACAGUCGCAGCAUGGUCUUGUCCACUAUCAUACCGGCGCUAUGGCUCUAAGGACGAUUAUGAACCUUGAUCUUGAUGAAGUGAUUGAAACAGAUCUUUCGAUGAAUAUUGACGAAGAUACUAGUAUGGAUCUUGACAUGCGUCUAGAUUUACAAAGAUAUCAUCGCAAUAUUACCUUCAAAUCCUUUGACCGUGACGAUGAGAUUGAUAGCGAGCAGUUAGAGCAUAAUGCUGAAGACAAAGAAAGGGAAUGUGGCGAAACAAUGAUGACGGAUACAGGCCAUGGGGAAGACACUGAUGAACAGAGAAUCUUGUCCAAAGAAGCCAAGGGCAAGGGCGUUUAUAUUGAUAAGGGCAGUGAGAGCCCUCACCACGGAGCAGCUGUGUUCGCGUCUAUUGUGCCUUUAUAUUCAUCUUACGGCCCAACUUCGUUAACAGCGUCGUCAGCACCAUCGUCAGGAUCAUCGUCAUCGUCAGGAUCGUCGUUAUCGUCAUCGUCAUCAUCAUCAUCGGCGUCAUCAUCAGCAUCAUCGUCAUCGUCAGCGUCAUUGUCAUCGUCAGCGUCACCAUCUUAUUCUGAAAAUGCAGCCAAAGCCCAACAAAAUGGCCAAGUUUUACUAACGACAGCCGAGGCUGGAAACCAGCGGCCAUUCCUAUGCAUUCCUUUACUACCGGCUCUGCCUAUCCCAUCGAAACAAGCCGAAAGUCAGGGAGUCUGUUCAUUGGCUGUGCCUACGAGUUCAUCUAUCCAACAGGCUUGUGGCUCAACAUCCACCGAGCUAAACGCAAGUAAUAGAGCCGAAAUGGUGUCGAAUGAGAUCAUUCGUCAAGACAGUAUGGCAGCCGACAACUGCAAGACCGAAUCAGCCACCACCAUGACAACAGCCUGCACAGAAGCCCCAUCAUCCAUAUCGUCAUCAAAGGAAACAGAAGAAAUGCCUAUGUCCACCCCACAAUCUGAAGUAGUAUCUGAAUCGGAUGAAAAGGACGACUCUUCGUUUGUGUGGACAAGGGACUCUCGCCUAGAACAGGUGAAUGUGGAAUACUGUUCAUUACUGUCGGUUUCAACGAUGAGCAAAAUUAAAGCGCUAUCGAUCGAGCGACAAGCAAACUUUGUACAGCGUGGACGGAAAAAGACCCGUAUCUGGGUUGAAAAUGAACACGAUAUGAUGAUGACUCGUCUGGCAAUGGAGCGCGGCCCAGAGCUGCCAGCUGCAAGGCAGAGGGCUAAUACGAUUGUCGAACCAUCAGGAGCUUGUGCUGCUGCUCCAAAUUCAGGUUCACAGAGGCUCUCCACCCCCACUACGUUUGGCGUGGAAGGAGAAUCGAUUGAGCAAAACCAACAGUCGAGCCAACAAAGUCAACAAGUAAUUAAUACAAUGCCUGGCAUUGAAGAAGACUCUUUAGUUUCCACAGCUGCCAUAGAGGUCAUUGCAUAAACACUAAAACUUGCAGUAAAGCUUUGGGUAGUAUGUUUCUUUACCUUUCCGCCUAGUCAUUGCAACCAAAAAGAAAUUCCCCUUUGUCUCUGUCAAAGACAAUUUGUACUCCAUCCCCUUGUAUAUUUAUCCUUUCGCGAG
Lobosporangium transversale is the source of this 4876-nucleotide messenger RNA. RefSeq lists its product as hypothetical. The record is from RefSeq and is a predicted model, not a curated record. Gene Ontology annotation, molecular function: protein binding. NCBI's taxonomy places the organism in Eukaryota, Fungi, Mortierellomycota, Mortierellomycetes, Mortierellales, Mortierellaceae. The transcript has a single exon. Bases 440 to 4735 code for a protein of 1431 amino acids.